Sorghum bicolor (sorghum) is the source of this 1476-nucleotide messenger RNA. Its product is annotated as cardiolipin synthase (CMP-forming), mitochondrial. The transcript has 7 exons. The record is from RefSeq and is a predicted model, not a curated record. Lineage: Eukaryota; Viridiplantae; Streptophyta; Magnoliopsida; Poales; Poaceae. Gene Ontology annotation, cellular component: chloroplast envelope; membrane. Gene Ontology annotation, molecular function: CDP-diacylglycerol-glycerol-3-phosphate 3-phosphatidyltransferase activity. Gene Ontology annotation, biological process: glycerophospholipid biosynthetic process. Bases 114 to 1067 code for a protein of 317 amino acids.
CCCGUCCCCUGUCCCCGUCCCGCCCCGCCCCUCUACGCGCCUGCUGCCUACGCCUCCUUUUCCCCCAACCCCAGCCAGCCCACCCACAAGAGUAGGAGGAAUCAAUCCGCCCCAUGCCCACAUCCGUCGCCACGCACGCAUCCCUCCUCCUCAAAGCCGCAGCCGCCAAGCCCUUCUUCUCCCCCCGCGCGGCGGCCCGGAUCCACGCCCCCGCCCCUUCUCCUCACCCUCCUCCGCCCGCCGGCCGCCGCCUGCCGACCACGGCGCCCGCUCUCGCCGCCGCAGCCCGCCGGUUCCGGUGGCCGUCGGCGGCGCGGGGGCUGUGCGCCGCGCCGCAUUCCGGCGGCGAGGCGAUGGGAUCUGAGGCGGGGGUCGGGGCCAGGAAGAGGCCGGUGCCGGCGGUGAACGGGCUCGCCAAGGACGUGCCGGCGGUGAACGGGAUGACCAAGGAGGAGCCCGCCACCGCGCCGCCCAGGCUGCUCACGCUGCCCACCGUGCUUACUAUUGGCCGCGUCGCUGCCGUGCCGCUCCUGAUCAGCACUUUCUACAUGGAGGGUCCAUGGGCAGCUACGGCCACAACAGGCAUCUUCCUUGCUGCUGCAGUCACUGAUUGGCUAGAUGGUUAUAUUGCUAGAAAGAUGCAGCUAGGAACACCUUUUGGUGCAUUUCUUGAUCCUGUGGCUGACAAGCUUAUGGUAGCCGCAACAUUAGUUUUGCUAUGCACCAAACCUUUGGAAACAUCACUUCUCAAUGAUGGACCAUGGCUUCUAACAGUCCCUUCAAUUGCUAUCAUUGGGAGAGAGAUUACAAUGUCAGCUGUGAGAGAGUGGGCUGCAUCUCAGAAUAGCAAAGUUCUUGAGGCGGUUGCAGUUAACAACUUAGGGAAGUGGAAGACAGCAACACAGAUGACAGCACUGACUCUGCUUCUCGCCAGCAGAGACCCAAGUCUGCCUGCGCAAGGUGCUCUAGCUGCCCCUGGUGUUGCUCUACUUUACGUUUCCGCUGGACUCGCCAUAUGGUCCCUAGUGGUGUACAUGAGAAAGAUAUGGCGGAUACUUCUAAAAUAGUAUUAGCAUAUAUAUAGUGUAAUAGAAGAAACAGAAGCAAGGCGAGGUUCCAUUCAUGAUCGUACAACUUUUGGAAGGCUGUUUAGUUGAUUUGGUAGCCUGUGCCAAAGCUGGUUGUGAUCCUCAUUCCUCAGUAACUUGUGCGUCAUCUAUUUUUGGUGGAUUUGCCGCCAAAUUUGCUGAAGCUGCCAGGAUCCUAUUAGAUUCUUAGAAACAAGAUAUGAUGUGACCCUGCGUGCGUAAUCGGAUUUUAGUCUGCAAGUCCAAUGCAGAAGAUUGUAACCUUAUACGAACACAAAACCCGGAGGUUUGUGCGUGUGGAGUUCCAUUGUAAUCUACACAUAAUAUCAUAUGCCAGGAGCAUACAAGUAUUCUUUUCAGGGGUGACAGUAUCCCGUCUCUAUGUGUA